Messenger RNA from Trypanosoma theileri, 501 nucleotides. RefSeq lists its product as uncharacterized. The annotation marks the transcript as partial. The record is from RefSeq and is a predicted model, not a curated record. Lineage: Eukaryota; Euglenozoa; Kinetoplastea; Trypanosomatida; Trypanosomatidae. The transcript has a single exon.
GACGUAAAGUGCCCCUCGAGCCCCGCCGAAGCGAAGCAUGCCGCUCACACACAAACCCCACAGAGGCCGCAGUGGAGUGGUCCAGCAACACAAAGUGUCCUUCCCACUCACAGUGCACACAAACACAAUGACAGUCUCACAUGCUCAUGUCAGAGAGGCACUGCGGCAUUUACUAAAAUGUACACUAAGUCACACACCUGCAGAGAGGAACAGAAAAACAAAAAAAAAGAACAACAACAACAGGAUACCAACAGCACACAAAGCACUCACAAUACAACAAUCACAGGUGCCACUCCCAUCAGAGAAAAUCAUUCACACACACCAGCACAUCAACUCAACCCCAAAAAGGAAGAAAAAAAAAAGAAAAAACAGACACAUUACGUGAAGCCGAAGCGGAACAGUCUCAGUCCACCUCCCCGCAGGCUGCAGUCACUCAAGCAAGCCACACAACACACACACCACAAGAGCAGAAAUAUGUUCGUGGCAAUGCCGUGUGAGUGA